Lottia gigantea (owl limpet) is the source of this 1450-nucleotide messenger RNA. RefSeq lists its product as hypothetical. The record is from RefSeq and is a predicted model, not a curated record. The transcript is spliced from 3 exons. Bases 1 to 849 code for a protein of 282 amino acids. Gene Ontology annotation, biological process: SCF-dependent proteasomal ubiquitin-dependent protein catabolic process. Lineage: Eukaryota; Metazoa; Mollusca; Gastropoda; Lottiidae. Gene Ontology annotation, molecular function: protein binding. Gene Ontology annotation, cellular component: SCF ubiquitin ligase complex.
AUGUCUGCAAUGAACUUUCUUGAUUUGCCAUGGGAACAUGUUAUCUGUAAGAAGAUUUUAAGAUGUUUAAGAAUCGGUAAUCUUUUUCGUUUGAGAGCUGUGUGUAAGGAUUUCAGGGAUUUAGUUCAACUUUACUUUGAUACUGGCUUUUACCUAAAUCUUCUUCCAUGUUCAGGACACAUGACAUCAGCAGCUUUUGUGAUUAUCACAAGAAACUGUUACUGCAUCAAACGAAUGAAUCUAUCAAAUGGUAGAAAUUGGCUUCAGAAUGACAAUCUUAUACCAGUGUUAAGGAAUAAUAAUCAAUUGAUUGUGAUUAAUUUAACUGGUUGUUCCAGUCUUACUAACAUUUCUCUGCAAGCAAUAGCCUCUAACUGUCCAGGUUUACAAACACUGAUAUUGCGAGAUUGUUAUUGGAUUAAUAAUGAAGGUAUAUUAUCAGUGUGUUUAAACUGUAAAGAAAUAGUUCAUCUAGAUUUAACCGGUUGUUGGAAUAUUGGUGAUAGUACAAUCAACUCUUGUUUAAUGCGAUUAAAAUUUUUAGAAGUUUUAUCAUUAGCUAAAAUCUAUGGAGUUACUAAUAAUACAAUAAUGGCAAUAGCAACGACAUGUAAAAACAUACGCCAUCUUAAUAUACAUGGAUGUUGGAGGGUGACAAAUGAAGCUAUUUGGUUGUUAGGAGAAUAUUGUCUAGCAUUACGUAUGUUACAAGUAAAGGACUGUAGAGAUAUCACAGAGGCUAGUCUAAGUCGUCUUAGAGCCAAGAAAAUUCGCAUUGAUGUCCCACCACCAGCGGGUUGCCCAAAUUUAGCUAUAUUAGCUGGUAGAUCAUUGCAUAUCCAAACUUGAUAUAUUAUGAUUUAGUUUCAGGUUUAUUCCAUGGGCUUCUGUACUCUUCUACGAUCUGAAGAGAACCUUCUUGAAUUGCUCACUUGACAUCCUGAUUUCAAUCUUUGUCAGGUUUAUAAAUUUAAUAUCUCAAACUUUCUCACCAGACUUGUGGGAUCUAGAAUCUAGAAAAAACAAGAAGAUAUUUAGAUUUAUGUGUUCAAAUCAAAACAAUUCCAAACCUAGAUAUAUUACCAUUUGCUCAAAAUUCCAAAUGAUAACAUAUUUCAAAUAAAAUCCAACCCAUAAUUGUUUCAACACUGUCAAAAUAUUGUUUUCUGAAAUUAUGGAAACCACAAAUGUUGGACAAAAACAGAAUACCAACAGAAGCUGCGUAUCUUUCAAAUUAUUCUUUUGAUGGACCAGAAUUAAAGCGAAAAUUUGAUUUUUUAAUGGUUUUCAAAAACUUACUUUAAAAGCACUCUUAACUGGCAAUUGCUUUAGUGAGUGUAUGGUAUUUACUGGUAAAAUAUCUUCAUUGGAUGUAUAAUAUGGUGUUUAUAUUACACUGUUACUAAUUGUUGUGUAAAAAUUAUUAUUGUUAUGUCUGUAAUAAAAUUAU